This is a messenger RNA of Pezoporus occidentalis (night parrot), 1721 nucleotides long. RefSeq names its product deoxyribonuclease 1 like 3 (gene DNASE1L3). Gene Ontology annotation, biological process: apoptotic DNA fragmentation; programmed cell death involved in cell development. Lineage: Eukaryota; Metazoa; Chordata; Aves; Psittaciformes; Psittacidae. The transcript is spliced from 8 exons. The coding region runs from base 141 to 1064 and encodes 307 amino acids. The record is from RefSeq and is a predicted model, not a curated record. Gene Ontology annotation, molecular function: deoxyribonuclease I activity; DNA binding. Gene Ontology annotation, cellular component: nucleus.
UUCCUGUUCUUGUUCGUGAUUGACACAGCUGACUGCUCAGUUUGAUCUCCCAACUGGCCACAAAGGGACGGAUGCACAAACACACGCACAGAUAUUUAUAGGCACACUCACGGCAGCUCGUUUUGUCCAAGUCCCCGAAGAUGUUGCUCUUCGUCUUGCUUUGGCUCUUCAAUUUCAACCCAUCUCUGAGCCUAAGAAUCUGCUCCUUCAAUGUGAGAUCUUUUGGAGAAACUAAAAUAGGCAGACCUGAAGUUGUGGAUGCCGUGGUAAAGAUCAUUUCUCGCUGUGACAUCAUGUUGCUGAUGGAAAUAAAGGAGAACAAGAACCGGGUUUGUCCUCUCCUGGUGGAGAAGCUCACCAGAGAGCUGAAGGGGCCGAAGGAGGAAUACCGCUGCGUGGUCAGCGAGAGGCUGGGAAGGAAGAGCUACAAGGAGCAGUACGCCUUCAUCUACCGGCCACACCUGGUAUCGGUGAAACAAACCUACCAGUACCCAGACACCCAGCCUGGGGAUGAGGAUGCCUUCUCCAGAGAGCCCUUCACCGUCUGGUUCCACUCUCCAAAAACUGCUGUCAAAGAAUUUGCUAUAAUCCCUCUACACACCACACCAGAGACAGCAGUACGGGAGAUUGAUGAGCUCUAUGAUGUGUAUUUAGAUGUAAAACAGCGCUGGAAAAUUGAGAACUUCAUCUUCAUGGGGGACUUUAAUGCUGGGUGUAGCUACGUUCCCCAAAAGCACUGGAAGAACAUUCGGCUGAGGACUUACUCCGAAUUCAUCUGGCUAAUCGGCGACAAAAAUGACACAACAGUGAAGAGAAGCACAAGCUGCCCAUAUGACAGGAUCGUGGUCAGCGGGCAGAAGCUUGUCCAUGCCAUCGUGCCACAGUCUGUCAAUAUCUUUGAUUUCCAGAAGGACUUCCAAAUGACCGAGGAGCAGGCACUGGGGGUGAGCGACCACUUCCCAGUAGAGUUUGAGUUGAAAGCAAAAGGUGGCUUCUUCAACUGGCUGAAAUCAAAAUUUACAAAGAAGAGGAGACCAAGAAACAGACGCUGCUCGAGCUCGUGAGCGUGCUGAGUCCUCUCCAGUGAUGUGGAAACACACAGAUGCUGAAGACUAAUGUAGAUAUACCCACAGCAAGUGCAAUAGUUAGUGGAAAGGAAGCAAAUAUUUUGUUAAAGUUCAAGUAUUUUGGGUAAGAAGGGAAAUUAAACCUUCAGGUUAUUUUCCUAAUUGUAUGCAAAGAUAGAUCAGCUAGAAGCAGCAUACUGCAUGUACUGUACUGAUCUCAAAUGUAAGGAACAAAGGGAAAAUACUUCGGUGUGCUUUGUCUGUAACACCUGAAAGGCAGGGAUCUCCAUGUGUUCAUGUGGGCUCUGGAGCUCUGCCAUUCCUCUCGAGGGGCAGAAGGAUUAAAAGGACCUUUCUGCAUUGUGCAUGUGUGUGUAUCUGCUUCAGAGCUGCCACCAGUGGGACACAGGUCUGUGCCUGGUGGUUUGCAAUGUAAAAUGUUGCUGAUCUUGGAGUAUUUGCUUGGUGUGGGUUUGAAGCUGCUCACAGCAUCGAGGCUUCUGCACUAACCCAGCCAGGAGCAGCAGGAAGAGAGUGCUGCUGGUAUCACCCCUUCCUGCCUGCAAACCUCAGGUGAGAAGUCCCACGGAUCCCAGCUGACAGCACUGCAACAGAACAUCAUAAAACUUACAUUAAAACCUGAUUUCAGCAUCA